AUGAAUAUAAAAUCAAAUAAGACAAAUCACAAAAACAAAAAGCCCUCUUAGAAUGCCAUAACUUCCGACUCUUUGGAUAUCACCUAUAUUUGUCCCAGGAUUCUCGCUAUGUCAUUUCCAGGGGAUGGGAAUCCAGCUUAUAUCAAUAAGAUAGACGAUGUAAUAGCUAACAAAAUUAUCAUAAGGUUGCACAAUAUUUGCAAUAACGACACCAUAAUGACUAUCAGAUUUACAAUUUGAGUGGGAUGCAAUAUGACCAUACCAAGUUCAAAGGGAGGAUUUACUCUUUUGUAAGCGAUGACUCUUAUGAUAUUAGCCAUGGGAGGAGAAGUCUGCACCCAAUUUGGGAUAUUUGUUCAUGUUGUGUAAACACAUUGAUGAUUUUCUGUCAUGUAUGUUAACAGUCUAUUCUAAGCCAAAUUAUCGAAUGUGAUUGCUGUGCAUUGCAUUAAUGGAAUCGGGAGAACUGGAACUGCAAUUUGUUGUUAUCUAUUAUACAGUGGUCGUUUUUCAAAUGCAGAGGAAGCAUUGUUCUACUAUGACAAGUAGAAACACUUGAAGGGAGGUGGAGUCACUAUGCCGUCAUAAAUAAGAUAUGUGUAGUACUUUGAGAAGUUAGUUAUAAUCAGUUAAUCAUUAGAAUACUAUUCCAAAGACAUAUUCACCCACCUAUCAAGUACUUGACUUCUAUAGUGAUACAUGGGAUCCCAGACAUUUAAGACAAACAAUGUAAACCUUUCUUAGAAAUUUACACUUAUGAAAAUUCGUGUAAGACCUUGAAAUACACUGACAAAUUGGAGGUAUUCUCAAUCUAAAUUUAGUAUAAAGAUUAAAAAAAAGCCAAAGAUUUGCUUUUAAAAGAUAUCGAACUAAUUAGGAUUAAUAUUGGCAAACCAUUUUUAGCAAUUGGAGACAUAAUGAUUAAAUUUAAUCAUAAUGGUAUUAUAAAAUACAAUAAUGAGGCCAAUUUGAAGUGGAACCUAUGUUUCGAGUUUCCUUCAAUACUGCCUUUGUGGAGGACAAGUAAACUUAUUUUCUAUAUUAUAGCAAAUUGGCUUUCAGGAAUGAAGAUUUGGAUCCUUCGAAAUUACAGAAGGAUGACAGGUUUCCUGCUGAUUUGAAUGUUGAGAUUUAGUUUAAAGAAUUCUGUAAAUGCACGAAUGAAAUAUAAUUUAAUUAAAGGUGUAAAAGUUGUUCCAACUUGUCCAAGCAACUUUGCCCUGAUUGGGAACUCGUUUAGAAUAUUUUGAAUGACUACACCAAGCACAGUGUGGAGGAGUCGUAGAUUUUGUUAUUUGGAGAUGCUGCAUUCGACAAUCUCAAUUAAGUUAAAUAUCAAACAUGUAAAGUAAUACUCUAAGGAUUUUAGUUUAAGGAGGACGUGCUCGAUCUGAUAUCAUUAAAGAUGUUGAUGAUGAUUUUUGAAUAAAUAUAUAUAUCAGAGAUAAGAUUGUGUAUUAAUCA
This is a messenger RNA of Paramecium octaurelia, 1464 nucleotides long. Lineage: Eukaryota; Ciliophora; Oligohymenophorea; Peniculida; Parameciidae. The record is from the annotation of a GenBank genome assembly.